AUGGAGUCAAGCGUUAUUGAGCACGAGGAUAUGGACGAGGAGGGUUCUUUGCCGUUUUGUGAAGAUAGUGGGGCUUUUCAUUCGGUUUUUGAAGACGAUUUUGAGCAAACUCUUGCUAUGCUCGAUAUGGACGUCGAGGAAGUGAUGAUCGAGGUUGAAAAUUCUCAUGAAGAGGUGAGUUAAAAUAUCAAAAACAAAGUAAGCCAUGUCUUUUCAAUAAGCGAACUUAUAAUCAAACUUUAAUCUUCAUCUCUAGGUCGACGGAAACAAGCAAUUUGCGAGAAAAUUUGCAAGUCGAAGGGUGGUCGAACCAAAACAGCAGCGAAGCAAACACAUGGCCGAAUUAGGGGAAAGUUCAACUUCGUCUUCUACCAGAGACGUCGUAAUUACGACGAAUAAAACCAGGGAUAUCAUCCGAGAUAUUGGUCGCUAUUUAACGGACGAGAAGCUUCACAAGCCAGAGCAAGCUGCAGAAGUUUUAAGCUGGAACCAAGUGAGUCCUUUGUGA
This is a messenger RNA of Paramuricea clavata, 508 nucleotides long. NCBI's taxonomy places the organism in Eukaryota, Metazoa, Cnidaria, Anthozoa, Malacalcyonacea, Plexauridae. The record is from the annotation of a GenBank genome assembly.